CAACAACCAACGUCCACCAUGGAGUUUCGCACGACGGGUUUCAACGGUUAUGCCGUGAAGUACUCACCAUAUUUCGAUAAUCGUCUUGCGGUAGCCGCCUCUGCCAAUUAUGGACUCGUCGGAAAUGGACGUCUCUUUGUCCUAGGUCUCGAUGCCAGUGGAAUUCAUGCGGAAAAAGUCUAUGAGACCUCUGAUAGCGUGUAUGAUUUGGCCUGGGCUGAAUCCAGCGAAACACAAGUAAUUCUGGCCGGUGGGGACGGUUCAAUCAAGCUGUUCGAUAUCGCUGCCCCCGGAAAUAACCCAGUUGCACAAUGGCAGGAGCAUAAUCGUGAGGUAUAUGCUGUUGCAUACAAUCUGGUCACAAAGGAUUCAUUCGUAUCAAGCUCAUGGGACGGAACGGUCAAAGUGUGGUCUCCCAUUAGGUCUCAAAGCAUGCUUACGCUUCCGACUCAUUCUUGCACAUAUAGUGCCGCAUUUGCCCCCCGAUCUGCGUCAAUCGUCUCCUGCGUCUCUUCAGACUCUCACUUGAGGAUCUACGACUUGCGAACACCUGCCUCUGCCACGAACCACUUGGUACACCUCAUUCCUGCCCAUGGUCACGCCCCCGUACCAGGAGGUCCGCAACGUCCUAGUUAUGAGCCUGCUGAGAUUCUUACGCAUGAUUGGAACAAAUAUCGUGAUACGGUCAUUGCGACCGCUGGAGUCGAUCAAUUGAUCCGUACCUUUGAUAUUAGAAACCCUAAAGGAGGACCGGUUGCCAUCUUGAGAGGACACAAUUUCGCAGUUCGAAAGAUUGCUUGGUCCCCCCACCUGAGCGAUGUUCUUAUUAGUGGAAGCUAUGAUAUGACCGCACGAGUCUGGACGGAUGGCUCGACUUCUGCUACGCCAAGUCGACCAAUCACUCUAGGUCCUGAGGCUUGGGGAGAUGAAUACGGCCGUUUCAACGCUCACACCGAGUUCGUCACCGGUGUUGACUGGUGUCUCUUCGGUACUGAGGGUUGGGUUGCCACCACUGCUUGGGACGAGCGUGUCUGCGUUUGGGAUGUUCGGACCGUCAUGGGCCAGAACCGCACCCGCUUCCACACUCCUUAGGUCAACAGCAACAAAGCUAAAAUUCGACAAAAGCAGGCAAUUUCUUUUCACGACGCUCACGAUCUGGAUGCGAAUAAUGGUGUAAUAGACAAAAGUGGAUACUGCGGACGGAGAUACCAUGGCGUUUGUUGGCGUUUUCAGGCCUUUCGUGUACAUCUGGGCUUUGAUGUGGGCUGAUCACAUUUGCAUAUGGGAGGCAACUUGUGAUCACGUUUACAUAGAACCUCUCCGUCUACAGAGACUUUUACUAGACAAAU
This is a messenger RNA of Mollisia scopiformis, 1349 nucleotides long. Its product is annotated as WD40 repeat-like protein. Gene Ontology annotation, molecular function: protein binding. Gene Ontology annotation, biological process: protein import into peroxisome matrix. The transcript is spliced from 3 exons. The record is from RefSeq and is a predicted model, not a curated record. Lineage: Eukaryota; Fungi; Ascomycota; Leotiomycetes; Helotiales; Mollisiaceae. Gene Ontology annotation, cellular component: cytosol; peroxisomal matrix. Bases 19 to 1092 code for a protein of 357 amino acids.